This is a messenger RNA of Anoplophora glabripennis (Asian longhorned beetle), 806 nucleotides long. Its product is annotated as maf-like protein CLH_0546. The transcript is spliced from 4 exons. The record is from RefSeq and is a predicted model, not a curated record. Gene Ontology annotation, molecular function: nucleoside triphosphate diphosphatase activity. NCBI's taxonomy places the organism in Eukaryota, Metazoa, Arthropoda, Insecta, Coleoptera, Cerambycidae. Bases 113 to 745 code for a protein of 210 amino acids.
GGCAGGGUUACUUAUUGUAACCUCCAAAACGCGUUCAGGUUGAUAUUAAAGUGGUUACUUUCAUUGCUACAGUAGUGCUGUGACUCAGUGUACUUACUAAAAUAGACCAUUUAUGAUUUCCAAAAUGUUGGAACCUCUGCUGUCUCAAUUAAACGAAAUGAGAGUAAUCUUAGCAAGCAGUUCCAAACAACGUCAGUCGUUGCUAGCUAGUACGAAACUCAAAUUUGAAAUUUGCACAUCGAAUUUCGAAGAAAAUUUGGAUCCAAGAGAACAUACGUUUUCUGAUUUUGUAGAAAAAACGGCUAUAGGCAAAUUAAAUGACGUCUACCAACAACUCAAGAAUGACCAAAGAAAACCUGACAUAAUUAUUGGGGUUGACACAAUGGUUACCUACAAUGGUAAGAUGUAUGGAAAACCAAAGUCAAAGGAAGAGGCUAUAAAAACUAUAACAGACUUGACUCAAUCUGGCAUACCAAAUUCAGUGUAUACAGGAGUAGCCAUAAUGUAUAAAGAUCAAAUCCACAAGUUCACAGAAGUAACUACGGUUUAUAUGGCAAAAUUGGAUAAAGAAGAAAUAUUGGCUUAUGUAGAAACUGGAGAACCCAUGGGCAAAGCAGGAGGCUAUGGAAUCCAAGGUAUUGCCAGUACUUUCGUAACUAGAAUUGAAGGCGAUGGAAACAAUGUGAUCGGAUUACCAUUAUGUCGAUUAGUUCAAGAACUUAAACGACUGCUAAAGAAUUCUUAAUCAAUUAUAAACAACUUUAGCAAAUUUUGUAAACUGAAUUCAAAUUACUAAUAAAAACAUG